Molecule: messenger RNA, 1492 nt
Organism: Saccostrea echinata
Lineage: Eukaryota; Metazoa; Mollusca; Bivalvia; Ostreida; Ostreidae
Product: soluble calcium-activated nucleotidase 1-like
Exons: 3
Coding region: 137-1312 (391 amino acids)
Biological process (GO): proteoglycan biosynthetic process
Molecular function (GO): GDP phosphatase activity; calcium ion binding; UDP phosphatase activity
Source: RefSeq, a predicted model, not a curated record
CUCUCCUGUAGAGAGCUCUAAUAUUACAUGAAAUUAUUCAGUGCGAGACUGCCACUGUUGUAUUAUGGCAGACGAAAUGUGUCGGAGCCACGUCAGAUCGAAAAGUCACUAAAUCAGGAUAUGUAUCUAUUUAAAGAUGAAGUCUUCCGUUUAUCCUACAACAGUACACGAGUGGAUGAACGCCAUUCGCCGUCCAACGCCAUAUCGUGUUGGCAAUGCCCGUCUCCAUGUGAAAACUCGCACUCUCGUGUAUGCUGUUAUGUUCAUUUCAGCUGCUUUUAUUUUAAUUAUAUUUAUGUUCCCAUCUCAUAAAGUCCCAAGAAUGACCUGCAUGGAUGAGGGUAUUCACCACGAAACAAAUUACGAUUACACGUACCCACUGUCACCUCUAAUAAAAAUUGGGGAUGGGUUUCUGUUUAAGAUUGGAUUGAUAGCCGAUUUGGACCAAAGGUCUAAGAGUGAUAAGAAGAAGAAUACUUGGAUAAGUUAUUUAUACGAAGGUAAUUUGACAAUCUCACAGACACAUGACUACGCAGACUUUGAAAUGGACAGGAAACCAUAUACACUGACAUCAUCAUUUUCACAAGGAGGAAGAGGAAUGGAAUUAUCAGAACUAUUGGUGUUUGAUGGGAAGUUAUGUGCAGUGGAUGACAGAACAGGAGUUGUUUAUCACAUUUUCAACAGAAAAAUGGUUCCUUGGGUUGUUUUAGCUGAUGGCAAUGGAAAUAGUCCCAAAGGAUUCAAAAGUGAAUGGGCCACAGUGAAGAACAACAGGAUGUAUGUUGGAGGUUUAGGAAAGGAAUGGACAUCUGUUAAUGGUGUGGUGGAAAAUUUGAACCCUCAGUGGGUCAAGUCCAUUGGUCCAAGAGGAGAUGUCCGGCACGAGGACUGGCAUCAAUACUACAAUAAAAUGAAAGAGGCAGCAGGCAUUAAAUUCCCAGGUUACAUAAUUCACGAGUCAGGAGUAUGGAGUGAUUUCCAUCAACGAUGGUUUUUCCUGCCACGGAGAUCAAGUCACUUCAGCUACAAUGAAAAUGAUGAUGAAAAGAGAGCUACAGAUUUGAUGUUCAUUGCUAAUGAAGGAUUCACAGAGGUUAAAGUGAAACAUGUAGGAGAAUUAAGUCAGACUAGGGGCUUCUCCUCAUUCAAAUUCAUUCCACAAACUAAUGACCAAGUAAUUGUGGCACUCAAAUCAGAGGAGGUGUCAAAUAAAAUAGCUAGUUAUUUAACAAUUUUUAAAAUUGAUGGACAAAUUUUACUAAAGGAAAGGUAUAUAGGAAAUGUGAAAUAUGAAGGCAUAGAGUUUAUAUGACAUAUCAUAUUAUGUAUUUUGUUUAAUUUUUGAUGUGUAAAUAAAUGAUGAAUGCCAUAUUAAAACUAACUUUUGUUGAAAUGAAGUUUGAUAUUAUAUGUUUUGUGGGAAGUUUUUGGAACUAGUCUUUCACUGCAUACUCUAAAGGAUAUUUUUUUGAAAUAGUAAUAAAUUAUUAUU